AAAACCAGAAGCACAGGCCUGGGAGGUCUGCGAGGCCCUGAGCCAUACCUCUGCCUUCCCCUCGGGGACCGUGUGUCUUGAAGGAAGAAACACCAGCAGCUCGGACCUGAGCAGAACUUCAGGGAAGAUGCAGCGACUCCUGCUCUGCUUGGCCUUUCUUCUGCCCCUCAAGGCUGGGACAGAGGACAUCAUCGGAGGAGACGAGGCCAGACCCCAUUCUCGCCCCUAUAUGGCUUUGCUUCACUUUGUGGAGGAGGAGAAUGAAGGCAGGUGCGGUGGUGCCCUCGUGAGAAAGGAGUUUGUUUUGAUGGCUGCUCACUGCCGGGGAAGUUCAAUCCAUAUGACCCUGGGGGCCUACAAUAUCCGGGAGCAGGAGAGGACCCAGAAGGUCCUCCCUGUGACAGAAGCCAUCCACCACCCACACUAUAAUCCUAAGAACUUCGCCAAUGGCAUCAUGUUACUAAAGUCUUUCCUCUCUCUGCUUCCAGGGGUCUCUGGGGGCCCCUUCGUCUGUGAAAAUGUGCUCCAGGGCAUUUCCUCCUAUGGACCAGAGAGCGACACCCCUCCAGGAGUCUCCAUGGAGGCGUCACCCUACCUGCCCUGGAUGAAGAGAACAAUGAAGCGCUGCUCACAGCAGGUGUGAUGCUGACCUUUCUCUGUGCCUGACCACCUUUCCUGGGGCAGAGGCAGGAAUCCCAUGGGGCGGGCAGUGGGACUGAGGGGCCAUAAUAAAUGGAUCUCUAGCGAGUGUGA
This is a messenger RNA of Equus caballus (horse), 753 nucleotides long. The record is from RefSeq and is a predicted model, not a curated record. NCBI's taxonomy places the organism in Eukaryota, Metazoa, Chordata, Mammalia, Perissodactyla, Equidae.